AUUAACAAAGUCUAUACUUCCAUGAAUCAUCGUCUCUUCUUCUUCUGAACCCUAAACCCUGCAAAACCCGUGUCUGAGCAAUGUCUUCCCUGGCCUUACGUUACGCUCGCCACCUAUCAACGACGGCGGCGGCGGCUGCCGCCGGCGCAUCCAUCACCAUCUCCCAAGCGAAGUCAAAACUCAGGUGCGAACACGACCCCGACGAGGCUUUAAAGAUCUACUCCUCCAUUUCCGGCUACUCCGCUUCCCGAGGUGCCUCCCGCCUCGUCCAGACCUACACCGUGAGGCGUCUGGCCAGGGCGUGCCGCUUCUCCGAAAUUGAGACGCUUCUCGAGUCUCACAAGAAGGACCCCAAAGUCACUCAGGAGCCCUUCCUUUCCGCCCUAAUUCGCUCUUAUGGCAUCGUCGGAAUGUUCGAUAGAGCGCGCAGCACGUAUGAGCAAAUGGACGAACUGGGAACCCCUAGGUCCUCGCUCUCUUUCAACGCCCUUCUCACCGCCUGCGUUAACUCGAGGAUGUGCGAUCGCGUCCCCCAACUGUUCGACGAAAUUCCUAACAAGUACGGCAUUUCGCCUGAUAAGAUUUCGUACGGUAUACUGAUCAAUUCUUAUUGCGAGGUGGGGUCGCCCGACUUGGCCAUUGAGAGACUGAACGAGAUGGAAGAGAAAGGUAUCGAGAUUACCCCAAUCACUUUCACGGCUAUAUUACAUUCACUGUAUAAAUCAGGGAGGAGCGAUGAUGCUGAGAAGGCCUGGGAGGACAUGGCGAGAAGAGGGAUUGCUCGCGAUGUUGGCGCCUACAAUGUCAAGCUUUUUAACAUCCAUGGCGGAGAUCCUGCCGGCGUGAAGGCUUUGAUUGAGGAAAUGAAAGCUGCAGGGGUUGAACCAAACACAAUUAGCUAUAAUUACUUGAUGAUAUGCUAUUGUAGGAACGGAAUGAUGGACGAAGCUGAGAAGGUAUACCGAGAUUUGGAACGGAAUGGUGGUAAACCCAACUCUGCAACUUACGGGGCAUUGAUCCAUUAUCUGUGUGAGAAGGGGCGGUUUGUGACGGGGUACAAGGUGUUCAUGCACAGCGUGAGGAGUCGCAGGAUGUCCAAUUUCUAUACCUUGAAGCCUCUGCUUGAAGGAUUGGCAAAGGAAUCGAGACGCAAAGAGGCUCGGGGGUUGCUUAGGACGGGGACGAAGAACUUCCCGCCUAAUCUACAAAAGGCUUGGAGCACUCUAGGGGAGCAGCUCGGCUUGGAAAAGAUUAAAGAUGAUGAGACAAAGAAGAGGCAGUCGAAGAUGUACAAGUUGUGGAGAGGCUGAAGUAGAAAGCCAUAGCUUAUUUUAAGGUACAAACAGAGAUAGUGGAUGAAGAUUGUUACCAGGGAGACCAAAGGCCAGUGGCAACAGUAUUUGCAGGAUGUUUUAGUGAGAAGGGCAUACAGAACUCAAAGGCUGCCAGGGAUAUUUGUUUUGGCCUUAACUUUUUAAAACAAUUCAUCCUUCUAAGUUUCCUAUUCCUACAAAUACCAUAAGGCUUGUUUUGUUAGAAUAGUAAGUUUGAUGUGGUUGGAAUGAUUGAAAUGGUAGUUAUGAUAUUUUUUUGAAA
This is a messenger RNA of Ipomoea nil (Japanese morning glory), 1596 nucleotides long. RefSeq names its product pentatricopeptide repeat-containing protein At4g36680, mitochondrial-like. The coding region runs from base 81 to 1310 and encodes 409 amino acids. NCBI's taxonomy places the organism in Eukaryota, Viridiplantae, Streptophyta, Magnoliopsida, Solanales, Convolvulaceae. Gene Ontology annotation, molecular function: protein binding. The record is from RefSeq and is a predicted model, not a curated record. The transcript has a single exon.